AUGGCAGAAUUUCUAAAACGAAAGGAACUAAGACAAUGUAAAAAUGUUGAUGAAGUGCCAGUCGACGACGAUGACGCAGCUUCAGAUUCGUCAAGUCGCCUUAGAGAUGUUGGCUGCCAAACCAUAGAAUCCAAUCUGGCUCAGAAAUUAGCUGAUAGUACUAAAUUAACGGUACUAUAUCCGAAAAAGGAGUCUGAGGAUAAUGCAAGUAAAGAAAAUGCUUGUGGUGAUUCACCUACCAAUAGAAUUGCCUCACCAAUCCAAAGAAAUUCUAGCAGAGCUGGGGAUGAUAUGUUAGAAAUGGAUAAAACUCACAGUCGUCUAAAUGCUAUUCUGGAAAGAAAAGGGAAAGACCCAUAUUUACCUACAGGUUACCAGAAGGGUGUUGUACCGAAAUAUUUAAGAGAACGCAAGGAACAAGGGCCAAAGGAGAUGGAAGGGGCUAAGGCUGAUGAUGCAGCAUGCCCGCCUGGCCAUGUCCCUCUACCAGAUACUGAGAGGAAGGAGACAUUGCGGAUGCUGAGAAAUAGUUUUGCAGAACUUGUUAGCGAGCUUAACAAAAUGCCUGUAAAGACAGACACACUGAGAAUGAAAAACAGAAAAAUGGAGCUGGAAAAGCAACUAGCGAAAUUGGAAGAGGGCAUCAAAGUAUUUUCCAGACCAAAGGUUUUCGUCAAAAUAGGAGAA
Messenger RNA from Iphiclides podalirius (scarce swallowtail), 687 nucleotides. NCBI's taxonomy places the organism in Eukaryota, Metazoa, Arthropoda, Insecta, Lepidoptera, Papilionidae. The record is from the annotation of a GenBank genome assembly.